AUGGUCGCUCCCACCCCGACCCGAGGUCGCGGUGGUCGCGGUAGUCGCGGUGGCCGCGCUAGAGGAGGCCGAUGGGCAAAUCACUGGGCCACGAGAACUGCCCCAGCACGCGCAGCGCGCGCUUCGUCGCCACGAUUCGGAAGAAGUUCCUCGCUCGCGCAUCAUUACGCUAAGGCUUUCCCCCCCCAUCUCUUACGUGCUGCCAUACCUGGGCAGGCUGGCCAGGAUCAUCUCGAUACCGCGCAGAGUAGUACUACUAUCACUACCGCGCAGCAAAAUCCAGAGACGCCCCUGCGGCGGCGCUCAAAACGCGCCCUCGCUGUUCCCGAGUCUUCGCGGACAACGAGGCAAUCAGCGCGCCAAUCUGUUCCAGGCCGACAAUCGUCUCGCCUGAAGCCCGGUGAUGCCGGGCUCGAAACGCCUAGUAAGGGCGAAUCGGAAGAGGUCAGCGAGCAGGAUGAUGAUUUUGCCGACGACGCCUCGAUGCAAAAAGAGGAGGAGGAGGAUGAGGACUUUAAACCGCAGCAGCGUCUUAAAUUGCAGGUUUCUCAGAGUGCGGAACUGCUCGAUCCCGUAUCUGCUGCUUCUGCUUCUGCGUCUACCCCUACCCGGCGAACCUCGCCAAUCGAGCGCGAAACCCGCCUCGCGACAAAACUCCAAGAUAACGAGACUCUGCGUCCCGAGUCUGCGUCAGCGUACUCGGCCUCCGCUCCGACGGCGCCGUUCUCGCAAGAUGCUGAAAGCGAUAGUCCCAAGCAAUCGCAGUCGCAGUCGCAGCCGUUAUCGCGCGGAAUGUCCUCGCCCCGACCUUCGCGCAAGCGCAAGUCCACCGACAAGGAUGAAAGCGCUGACAUCGACCGCGCUGUCUCGGAGCCAGCGUCCAAGAAACCUAAAAUGGAAGAUGAGGAGGAGAUGCCACCCGCUCCACUGGCAAAUGGGACCGAACUCGGCUCGCAGAUUGUCACAUCGCCCGACGAAGCGGCAGAUCCGGAUUCAGCCCGCGGCGGCGCAAUAGGGCCUAUUCGUUCGACGGCUGUUGUCCGGGCUCGUGGUCGGGGACGCGGUCGUGCGCGCGCAUCUGCAGCUGCGAAGGGUCGCGGCGGGAAGCGUAUCGAAGACGAGAUUUGGGAUAGUGAUAGUCGGCGACGAUCGCCGAGUCCGAUUCCACAGACGAAACCGAUUAAGGAUCGGCAGGAGGAACUGGCGCUCCUCUUUAAGAAAGUGGGACAGGCGCAGCAGGUUGCUCUUAGUGUUUUGGCCGAUCAUUCGAUGGCGAAGAUUGCUAGGGAGAAGGGGGCUCAUAUGGAGUGUCCAGAGUUUGGGCUGGUGCAGCGCGAAUUGGCGGAGUAUGAGCGCAAGGCUUUGACGCGGUUUCGCGAUGAUUAUGAUUUGAAGGUUGAGGCGGAGAAUAAGGUUUAUGCGGGCGAGAUUCAUCUCAUUGAGACGAGGGCGAAUGAACAACUUGAGAAUAUCCAGGAUGAAAUGUUCCAUGCUGCUAGGGGCAAAUAUAUGGAAUUGGUCUUGGGUCGUCGAGCCGCAGAGGACGAUGAACAUACAGAGACUGACGGAUCUGACCCCGACGCCGAGGAACCGCAGUAUCUCUUCCGGAUUGGAAAAGCCGGCACCCGCGAAGUCGAGCGAGGCUUCUUCGCCGAAGCCGUCCGUGAACCAGAUGGUGCAGCCGCCUACGACCGCGGCCGCCGAACAUGGGACGACUUUGUGCAAAAAGUCCGACUAGGCGAAGACUUGAACCCGCAGAUGCAAGCGCUCGACUCGAUCAUGGACCCUGCAGUCCAAGACCAUGUCACGCGAACACUAACAAACCUCCUCCAAGCGGCGCAAGUCGUCGCAGACGGAGGUCUCGACGGCGCUAUUGACUGGCCAACUCCAAAGGCCCUGUCCAUGCUAGCGGACACCGCGCUCGCAGAGCCAAUGCAAACACACCUGCCCCGAAUGGAUCCAACCAUGUCGCCAGCUAGCAGACAUCUUAUUCCAACAUCUGGCAUCCGCGCUCCUUCAUCCUCCCCCGUCCAACACCGACACAACAACCGCGCCGCAUCCUCCCCGCCCGAGGCCAAUUGGGUCUACCAGAUCCAUUCUCAAUGA
Messenger RNA from Penicillium manginii, 2106 nucleotides. RefSeq lists its product as uncharacterized. The transcript is spliced from 7 exons. Bases 1 to 2106 code for a protein of 701 amino acids. The record is from RefSeq and is a predicted model, not a curated record. NCBI's taxonomy places the organism in Eukaryota, Fungi, Ascomycota, Eurotiomycetes, Eurotiales, Aspergillaceae.